AAUGUUUGUUACUAGUGUUUAAAUUUACUGUCGUGUUCCGACCCGCUCUCUCUGGAUUCGUAGCUCGUGCUAAUCAUGACGCUGGUGAAGAGUGUGGUUAAGCGAAAACGCGUGUCAGCCAAGCGUCAGUAUCACCAUCUGAAGUUUAUAGCCAAAGUAAAUAAACAGCGUAAGAAGGAGGGAAAAGACCCAUUGCCUGGAUUAAGGACUCCUAAACCUGAAAAAUUAGCGGAGAAACCCAAAGCACGAUUUCCGUGUAGUUAUGUAAGACAACAGGAGAAACGGAAGCUACGUCUGCGAAAAACGAAGUGCUUUUCUCAGCACGUUCGGAAGAUUCGUUCCAGCGUACAGCCAGGAACUAUACUCAUCCUGCUUGCCGGACCGCACAAAGGCAAGCGUGUUGUCUUCCUAAAAGCUUUAAAGAGUGGGUUGCUGCUUGUCACAGGACCUUUUAAGUAUAAUGGUGUUCCACUUCGGAGAGUAGAUCAGUGUUACGUAAUUGCAACAUCAACUCGGAUUAAUAUUUCGGAGUUUGAGUUACCCAAGCACAUCGAUGAUGAAUACUUCCGGCGUGUCGAUCUUAAAGAGCACAAAACAGAGGCCGAGAAACUGUUCAGUACUGAGACAAAGAAAUACACUGUUAGUGACACUCGAAAGGAAGACCAAAAAAUUGUGGACAAGCAAAUUCGUGCAUCGAUUAAAAGUCACCUCGAUUCGAAGAUUUUGCACGCUUACCUGCGUUCACUUUUUUCAUUAGGCAAAAGGGAUUAUCCACACAAAAUGAUUUUCUAAUGUAAUUUUACAAUAAAUGCUAGUCAGGAAAAUUUCUUUUGUCUACCGAUUUAUGUUCGAUCCUUAGUAUUUUGUGCCUUGAUUUCGAGGAAGUUUGUGGGCUUCUGUUAUUAUCGAACUUUAUAUGUUUCUGCGAUUUAAAUCCCAUGCGCUAUUCGUUUGCCGUUUCGAACACUUAGUCUCUACUAACUCUAGCCUAUUUUUUUAUAAACUUCGACUUCGUGGCAGUUUCAGCACUACAAGAAACGACACGUAUCAUUCCCGCAGCAUCGAUGGUUUCAUGUAUGCUGAUAAUUGUGCAUCUUAGGGAUUUUCCGAGUUUACCUGAUUUGGAAUAAGGCACCAUGCCUUUUCUAGUAUUCAGUACCUUCUCUAUUUGAAGGUCCAUGACUUGCGCGGUCUGGCAUUCCUUUUUUAUCCUCUGAUAAAUAAUGAAGUGUCUCGUUUAGUUGAAAUGGAGUUGGUGUAGUUGUGGACUUUUUGCGAGGUUUGUCCCGUGAAAUGCAGAACUUACGGUCACAUAUCAUCAUGGUGACCACGUCGAGUCAGCAAGGAGACGCAACAAGUCCGAAUUGCUGGGAUGAGGUCUCUUUUAGCUGUACCCUAAAGGUUUAGGUGUUCACCCUGUAUAUUCCGUCUUGACAUAAAGGCGCUAGUGGAAGUCCUCUCUAUAGUAGUACCCUGCCAUUAGUGUCUGGUUUACUAUUGGACUUUAAUGACUGCAUACUACUGUUAUCUUUUUCGUGAAUAAACCGUCUUAAGACGUUACAUGUUUCAUUUUUCUAUUAUUCGGUUACGUAGCAACUAGUUCCCGGUUUCUUUACUUAUUUCUGCUUGUAGUUACAUCGUUCUGUGAGGUGAGAAGAUUAUGAUAUCAGUAUUGUGAUUAGUUCAAAGUUCUUACGACUGAUUCACCGAAUAGCCUUAAGAUUUCAUAUAGCAACCUUGUCUCAAUCCACCAAUUUAUCCGCGUAAACAGAAUAUCGUGUAAAAAUGUAGAUAGUCUUCGUAUAAAUAUCCAAAGGGAAAGCACGUUCGUUGUCAAAGAGGCUUUUGCAGAAACUGGACAUUUGUAUUUUCAGUCGUUUUGUAAAUGCUUACUAACUGGGAAGUUUCAGUACGGGGUUUAUGAAGUUCAAAUCGAAAUUUGGUUAGGGAUUGGUGGUUUUAUCACAUCCGUGUGGAUUCAUUUCCUAGUUUGUUGAUCUGUUUAGUUUAUCGGUAAGGAUAUCCGAGAAAUUGCGUGACAUGAACAGAAUAUCUAGGAGGAGUUACUGCGAAAUUUAUUACUAAAAAAAUAACCUGAAUAGCAUAGUUUGGGUUUGAGGACUGUUACUUCUUUUCAACACAACUUAAAUGUGCUAAUUCCAUCUUUUUCUUAGAUCUGUAUCACCAUACUUGAUGGUUUGGUGUGACUGCUAAAAGUUCAAAUAUAUAUUGACAGUUUGCAAAUGAAACGUUUAUUAUGUGG
Schistosoma haematobium is the source of this 2263-nucleotide messenger RNA. Its product is annotated as 60S ribosomal protein L6. Gene Ontology annotation, biological process: ribosomal large subunit assembly; cytoplasmic translation. Lineage: Eukaryota; Metazoa; Platyhelminthes; Trematoda; Strigeidida; Schistosomatidae. The coding region runs from base 76 to 792 and encodes 238 amino acids. The record is from RefSeq and is a predicted model, not a curated record. Gene Ontology annotation, molecular function: structural constituent of ribosome; RNA binding. The transcript has 4 exons. Gene Ontology annotation, cellular component: cytosolic large ribosomal subunit; ribosome.